AUCUCAAAGGCUGCUUUAGUUUGUGGAAGAGGCGGGAGGACCAACUCAGAUCCGGCUAAACAUCGUCUAAAUGCGCUUUGGGAGAUUAAAAUCAUAUUAACUGCACGGACUUUUCAUUCCUAACAUCUGCAGUGGAUGUAAAAGGUGGGGAAAACGCCGGUAAAGUGUGUGUUUUUCGCCAAAACCGGAGCGAAUCCGGCGAACAAAGAUGAGCCUGCAGGUUUCUCAACAACAGGUGGAGGCUCUCCCUGCAGUGGUGCGGACUGUGGCUGAGAGCGACUCCGACAGUGGGAUGGGGUCUCCCGCUGAAGAGAUGGUCCCAGAGGCAACAGAGAAAACACAGGAGCAGCCAGAUUCUGAGGAGGACGAGGAUAUUGGAACUCACAGAAAACCGCGUCGUCAGGCCAUCAGAGACAGUGACAGUGAGGAAGAGGAGGCAGCAGACUCCAGUGUUCAAAUGGCUGAAGCUCUGAUGCUCUCUGCCUCGAGUGAAGACGAUAACAACAUGGAGACUGGAGAGAAGGAUGAAAAGAAGGAGAAAAGUGUGAAGAAAAAGCACAGAAUCAGUCGCGCUCCUGUGGACAGUGAAGAGGAGGAGGGAGAGGAAAAAGGGAAGACACAGGAGGAGACAGAAGGUGGCAGCACUGAGGCCAAACCCAAGAAGGACAAAAAGAAACGGGACAAAAGUCAGAGGCACAAAGAGAAAAAGGAGAGACACAGUAAAGCUGUGGAGAAAGUGAAAAAGAGAGAGAGAAGAGAGAGAGUGACGGAGGAGGUCGAGGAAGCGCCCUCUCAGCCCCGUCUGAACGACAGUGGGUUUCCUCUGGGAGACACUGAACUGUUUGAUACUGGACUCAAUGAAGAUGAUGAGGAGGAAGAGUCUCUGGAUGCCAUUAGAGCCGCCGCUAAGAACAAGCUCAAGAAACACAAGGAAUCCUCUUUUGUUGAUGAUGAUGAGGAGGAAGAGGGACAAGGGUCAAAGGAGAAACCCCAAAGAGUGGAGCGAAAGGCUGCACGGGCGAGUAAAGAGGCCAUGAAGCAGCUCCACAGUGAGUCCCAGAGGCUCGUCAGAGAGUCCACCCUGGGUUUGCCGUACCACAUCCCUGAACCGAAAACCAUUGACCAGUUUUUCAAGAAGCGAGCCCGACCUGAGGGACCAGCCAUGGCUCUGCUCAAAUCUACAAAAUACUCCGCCAUGAUGCUUGUUCCACCUCCUCCUCCCACGGCCGACCCUGUGCAGACCUCCACAGACCCAGACCCCUCAAAUCCUUCUUUAGACCUGCCCCAAGUCCAGUCUGUCCUCCCCCAGCCCAGCGCUACAUCCUCCCCACAGAAAGACACUCUCUCUCAGUCGCAAGAACCACCAAUGCCCCCCAGUACCUCCACAGCCAGCCUGGAGGAAGACCAAGCGUCUGGACCUUUGCUUUUUCUAUCAGAGAGCUUACAAGAAGAUGUUAAAACUGGGGAUGAAGACGCAAACGAAAGCCAAAAUAAUGCAAUGUCGAUUUCGUUGGUUGAAGAUAAGGAGAUUCUGAUGGAGGGAUGUGUAGAGGAGGUGAAGAAGGAGGAGACGGUGGAAGUGAAGCCUAAAAAGGAUAAACUGUCCAGGCUGAGAGAGCUGGGGCUGGACCCUCCUCCUGUGGCUAAACUGUGUCCAGAUGAAGGAGCGUUUGUGCAUCUCGAUCCACCACAACCAAACUCUGGUGUGGAGUUGUUGAAGGCGCGUUACCUGCGUCACAUUAAAGCCCCGGUUCAGCCUAAGAAAGAGCGCCCCCUGCAGGUGAACAUCGUGAGGAAGGAGACCGGGUCGUCGGGGAAGGAAGAGCUGCUAUCAGAGACAGUGACAGUGACGGUGAAGGAGGGAGGAGAGGAGAAGCAAGCACCCUCCAAACCAGGAGCAAAGCUGUUGUCUCUAAAGGAGCGUCUGCAGUUGGCAAUGGCCCAAAGGAGGAAAGAGGAGAGAGCGAGAAAAGCAGAACUGAACCGACUGGACAAUGAAGAGGAUGCAGAGGAGGAAGAGGAGGAGAUGACAGACUCUGAGGAAGAGGGAGUGGAUGAGCUGUUGGGAGGAGACGAUGGAGAACCCGAGGAGGAGGGGGAGGAUGGGAGUGUCGUGCCCAGCAUCAGGAGCCCAUCUCCGGUCACUCUGUGCCGAGCUCCUCCCACUCCGGAGCUCCUAAACACAGAUGGGACUCUGCUGCUAUUUCCUGGAAACUCCUGCUCACGAACCGGUGAUGGCUUAAGACGACCAGGUGCCUCUGGACAAGACAGCAGCAGUAAAAUCGAGGAGGAUGAUUCUUCGUCCCUGAUGAAGGACAGUAGUCACAACAGCAGUUUUGAGCUCCCUGGUUCGAUGCUCACAUCGUAUCAGCCCGUGAACCGCAGCGCCCCCAGAGGCCUGCCCACAUCAGUGUUCAGGUCGCCCUCGCCCUCGCUGUUCAGACCCAGCUUCCUCGGCUCUGCAUCAAAAAGCUCCUGUAAACUCUCAGAGCCCUCUUUGUGUUUGCCCGUUGAGGACUCCCAGGACCUGUAUGCUCCUCCCUCCCCUGACGCCGACUCUGGCCCGCUCGGAGGUGAGGCUUCUGGGCCAAAUCUGUGCGGAGAGUCCCUGGGGCGCUUCUCCCUGGAGGAUGAACCACACUCUCAGCUGUUGGACGCAGACGGCUUCCUAAACGUCGGACCCCGAGUCGGAGCACCGCGGUCCCACAAAAGACAGCUGAUCCUGGGAAGUCUGGAUGAGAACGCCAUGGACGCAAACAUGGGGGAGCUGAUGGGGCUGUGUUCGGGAACGUUUGCGGAAGAGAAGACGCAGAGAUUGGGAGAAGGAGAGGAUGAACUCAUGGGGCUGUGUUCAGGGGCCUUCCCACAAACUCAGGCUGAAGACGGAGAUGAGAAAUCAGGCAAAAAAGAGGAAAAUGAAGAGAAUGAAGAGGGGGAUAUGGAGCAGUUGUUGGGUCUCUGCUCUGGAAAGUUCCCCAGUCAAAGUCCUCAGAAGGCAUCACCCGACAAAAACAGCGCCAACAAACCAGAUGAGGAAGAGAAGAAGCAUGAGGAGGAAGAGGACAAUUAUGAGUUUAAGUUUCUGUCUGAUGAAGAGAGCGAGACAGGCCAGAAUGAUGAAGAGGAGGAGCAGGACGAAGAGGAUGAAGAUGGUGAGAGCAGUGGAGGAGAGAAGGAAGAGGAGGAUGAGAACCAUGAGGUGGAGGAGGAGGAGAUGGAGGCUGUGUUUGCUCCAAAGACAUCCAAGAAAAAGAAGAAAAUGCGUCUGGCAGAUUACCUGGAGUCGGAGGCGGAGCUCUCGGGCUCAGACGUGGGCAGUGAGGAUGAGGACGAUGGAGGAGGAAGUGAAUAUGAAGAGGAAGAGCUGCUGGAGGAUCUGCCCUCUGACGAAGAGCUGCAGGACCAAGUUAAUAAGAUUCACAUGAAGCAGGUGAUGGACGAUGAUAAGCGCAGACUGAGGCUGUAUCAGGAGAGGUAUUUGGCCGAUGGAGAUCUGCACUCAGAUGGACCGGGACGAGCUCGGCGCUUCAGGUGGAAAAACAUUGAUGAUGGUUUCCUGAUGGACACAGAGGGGGCAGAGGGCGGAGAGGAAGAGGAGGAGGAUGAAGAUAUGGAUCAGACUGAAGUCCAAAGACGAAGGGAGAGACUGGAGAGAGAGCAGUGGCUCAGAGAACAGUCUGAGCAGAAAUCCAAAGGGAAAACAGUCGAUAUUGACGCAGACGAUGAGAAGUUUGGAGACGAGGACAGUCACUUCAUGAAACUGGCCAAAAAACUCACAGAGAAGAAACUGGAGAAGAAAGAGCCCCCAGUGGUCGUUCCAACUGAGAAAAAGUCCACUGUUGCCUUGAAUCCUUUCCAGAGACCAACACAGAACCUACCGGUGAAGAGGGGCUCUCUGCUGAGUCAGCCUCAGGCCAUGCUCCAGAAACUGGCCUCUAUCUCUGACGGAAACCCUUUGGCUCCAAGAAACUCCAGAGGAUUCCUGUUCCAGACUCUAUCUCCAGAGAAAGACAAAUCUGUGGAUGACAAGAAGAAACAGGUGAAGAAACGUGGUCCGUCCGACAGCUUAAACUCUGCGUCUAAAAGAAUUUGUCAAGAAAACAAACCUCCCUCCUCCUCGUCUCACGGAUCUCAACGAAGUGUGUUCAGUUUCCUGGGACACUGACACAAACCCACUGACCCUCCUCCACUAACCUUUAACCUUUAACCUUUAACUCAACUACAAUCUAAUCCAGCAAUCACAAUCUCCUCCAAUCAUCUGCGUUUUGGGCAAAGAUCUUCACUCACAGCUAUUAUAAAGUAUGCUUAAUGUAACACUUCUGCUCGUCUCCAUGGAGAUGAUGGAAUUUUCCACAGUAUGGCAUUAAACGUCUAUUCUCUAUUUCUACGUAAACAAGCUGUUUAGAGGUGAGUCUGCUCACAGUGAAGAUAUAGAUACAUUUAAUGCUAGUCUGUGGAAUAUUAAAGGCAAAUAAUUACAUUUCAAACUCCAUGGAAACGAGCAAAUGGCCAGAAAUGUUACAUAGUGCACCUUUUAAAUGUUGACUUUAAACAAAUGCAUUUAACAGUAUUGCCAUAAAUGAUUUGAAGAUUCCUGUCUUAAGAACAAGCAGGAUGAUAAAUGGGUUUGGAUUUGAAAAUGAUGUGUUAGAAAUGACUUCAUAAGUGGUACAUUUUCAUUGAUUUAUUUUCCACGUUAUGUCCAAAAUGACAUAUUUUAAAUUAUCAGAAGUUUCACCAUCAAUCCACAAUGACAUAUGAAACAAAAAUAACCAAAAAAUCUGUACAAAAAUCUUGAACCAGACACUAAACUAAGUCUAACUCUGGACUGAAACAAGGUCUAGAUCUGAGGUAAAACCAGGUCUAAAUCUGGGCUGAAACCAGCUCUAGGUUGGGACUAAAACCAGAUUCUAAAUUGGGGCUGGAAACCAGGUCUAAAUCUGGGCUAAAAACAGCACUAGGUUGGGACUAAAACCAGGUCUAGAUCUGGGCUGAAACCAGGUCUAGAUCUGGGCUGAAACGAGGUCUAGAUCUGGGCUGAAACGAGGUCUAGAUCUGGGCUAAAACCAGGUCUCAAUUUGGGCUCAAACAAGGUCUAACUCUGGGCCAAAUCCAGGGCUAAAUUUGGGCUGAAACCAGGUCUAAAUCUGGGCCAAAACCAGGUCUCAAUUUGGGCUGAAACCAGGCCUGGAUCGGGGCUGAAACCAGGAACAAAUCUGUACUUUUCCAGAACUAAAACCAGGCUUUCACUAAGACUGAACUUCACUGACUUCACUUUUAUUUUUUUUGCCUUGGUUAGUCUCUUUACUGAAACAUAAUGCAUUUAUUUAAAGUCACCAUUUCUCUGGAGUGUUAAAUCUCGUUUACACUGGCUCAGAACGGGGACUUAAACCAGUAUAAUUUACUUGAACUGAGAUAUUUCGUGGUGCUUUUGAAUGAGUUUGCGCUGAUGCCUCGACUGCUCUGUGUGUGUCUGUGUUAAAGUUUUUAUCAUGUAAAUAAACCUUAUGUUUUUAUGGUUAGAGUUUUUAAUGGUUUUACCUGUAAAUAAAAGUGUAUUUAAAGAUUAA
Molecule: messenger RNA, 5570 nt
Organism: Boleophthalmus pectinirostris (great blue-spotted mudskipper)
Lineage: Eukaryota; Metazoa; Chordata; Actinopteri; Gobiiformes; Gobiidae
Product: claspin
Exons: 24
Coding region: 209-4165 (1318 amino acids)
Biological process (GO): activation of protein kinase activity; mitotic G2 DNA damage checkpoint signaling; mitotic DNA replication checkpoint signaling
Molecular function (GO): anaphase-promoting complex binding
Source: RefSeq, a predicted model, not a curated record